Molecule: messenger RNA, 4587 nt
Organism: Chaetomium globosum CBS 148.51
Lineage: Eukaryota; Fungi; Ascomycota; Sordariomycetes; Sordariales; Chaetomiaceae
Exons: 8
Coding region: 1-4587 (1528 amino acids)
Molecular function (GO): protein binding
Source: RefSeq, a predicted model, not a curated record
AUGCUUACCUCGGCGAUACCAGAACAUCUCCAGUGCACCCGCACUCGGCCAGCGCGUCUCCCCGCCGAUUUCCAACCCCCUUAUCCGUCAUACAGUGUACGAUUCCCCGAACAUGCCUCCCAGCUGGUAAUGGCCGUUAUUGGUGCGCAAUAUCGGACGGCCUCGGAUGCCGACGGAGCAGCCCAGUCUACGUUAGUGACGUUCCUGACAUCCCUGAACAAUCCUCCUUCGUUUUUCGAGUGGGCGUCCGUGACCGACAACAAAGGCUUCUACAAUAUCUCCGCUCUGGCCUACUGGCCAAGCAAGGCUGCCUACGAAACUUGGGCCGAACAGUCCGGGUUCUGGGAGUGGUGGCGGGCGCUUGAGCCUGAGGUCUGCCAGCACGGAUGGUUCCUCGAGGUCUUCUUCCCGACCAUGGGCCGCCUCGAGACUAUCUUCAAUACUAAUGACUUUCCCGAGGGCUGUGCCCACAUAAGGGAGGGUAUGAGCGGAGAGAUCCAGGAGCAUGGCUACUGGGGCAGCAUGCGCGACCGCCUUCCGGCUUCUCAGACCGACAGCCUUGCCGGUACCCUGGCCACCGCAGGGGACUUCCAAGGUCCCCAUACAUCCGAAAUCGGUAGCCGAAUUAGGAUCCUCGGCAAGAAGAACCUGACCGUCAUUCGCUCGGGACAAAACUGGCUCGACACAACCCCAGAAGAGCGAGAGCUGUACCUCGACACUAUGCACCCAGUGUUGAUCAAGGGCAUGGACUUUUUGCGAGACCAUGGCGACGAGGUUGGCUGCUAUAGCUGCCGUUUCAUGGAGAUUGUUGACCCGAUUACGGCAAAGGCCGACAAGGACCGGACUUUUGGGCUGGCCUAUUUCGACGACCUUGGCUCGCUCGAGCGCUGGUGCAGAGAGCACCCAACCCACCUCGCCAUCUUUGGUGGUUUCCAUCAGUAUGCGAGGAAACUCAAAAACAAUGUCACCCUCCGCGUGUUUCAUGAGGUAAUGGUUCUUGAGCCGGAGCAGCAGCUCUUUGACAUCGUUGUCGGCAUUGGUGACGCUAGGGUGAUUUGUGACUUUGAUCAUCUAACCGGCAACUUAAAGCAUCUCGGUAGCCUUAAAGGCCGCACUCUCAACACCCAAAUUGCGUUACGGAGAGAGGCUCAACCUUUGACGGUUACUUACAAACGCACGCACCAAGCCAUGUCCGCUACAUUGUCACAAGGCUCUAACGAGCGUCACGAGGAGGGCUGCUUCGCGACAACGUUUGAGAGAAAGUACUACCACCGAGGGGGUGCCUUCAUUAAGCGAAGCCUGCGGCCGAGGGAGUUCCGCACCAACCAGCGGGACGACAUCCAUAUCCCACGCGCCAACGGGGAGCGCAUCAAGAACGAGGCCGACACGCUACGCUACAUCCGCGAGCACACCAACAUCCCCGUCCCCACAGUGUACGCCGACUUUGAGGACGACGGCGCCUAUUACCUUGUGGUCGAAUACAUUGAGUGUGUCUCCAUGGCCGACUUGACGGAAGAUCAAAAGGAGAUGGUGGAGCUGGAGCUGGAUGGGCAUUUGAACACUCUCGAGGGUCUUCGAUCGAACCGGAUGGGCGGGCCUUCUGUGACGAACCUACUUCAGGACCCUGUCCUGUUAGGGUACCGGCGUACCUUUUGCUGGGAACCCGUUCCCUUCGUUCCUCUGCUGAUUGGUCUGAGACCCAUUCUUAAUGAUUGGCUGGGAACGCUUCCCGCGCGUGCCCUCAUCGGGGCGUGGUACGCGACCAUAACCGUGACACCUUCCGGAAUUGUCAUCCCGCCAUAUCGGGUCAUGCGGCGGACGGAGAAGGAUAGCUGGAACCUGCCGCCUUCGGGGAAGAAGGAAUACGUUUUUUGCCACAACGAUUUCUCCCAGCACGACGUCAUUGUCGACCCGGACACAUUGAAGGAUAAGGCCAUCGUCGACUGGGAGUAUGCCGGGUUCCAUCCCGACGACUUUGAGAUGCUGUUUUACCAAAGGAAGGGCCCUUCGGUUGCUCUGCCGGGCGAGGUGGACGACUCAGCGGCGUUGCUCGAAUUUCUCGAGAAUCGAGACGAAACGCCUAGAGUUAAGGUAGCUUUCACUGAUGAGUCGACUGGGCAAGAGUGCCUAGCGCAGUCGGCAAGCGCAGGGGAUGAUGCUGAAAGAUGCUGUUUUGACCUGAAUGGUAAGACAAAUCCAGGCCCGCUAGACUACCCCGAUUCGUGCGACGACGAACCCGACCUCAAGUCCGAUUCUAUUUCCAUCAAAGCUUCCAUACGUGUGGAAUCGACUCAGUACUGCUUCCUCAUCACCCACACCCCCGCGAUCGCGGCCAUGCAGCCCGUUCCCAGGACGCGGCGCGCGCCGCAAAACACCCAACAUACAUACUCGCUCGACCGUCGGAUAUACGAUGUGAAGACAUACCCUGUCCAGUCGCCCCAGGGAGCGACCAUCCUGAUUUACGGCCACGAGAAUGGAAUCACAUUGGUUUGGCGCGGCGGUCGACGGCUCAAACCCCCAAAGCAGCCGGUUAACGAUAAGAGGAAUGGCGCGCACUCGAGCGAUGCGGUCAUGAUUGUCGAUUCGGAUGAUGAGGAGCCGGCGACCGACGCCCCCGUCGACAAACCGGAAUUCCAAGACAGCCCGACCGUUGGCGGAGCGGUACCCGAAAUCAUCCAAACCCUCGAUCUUGCCCUCGAAACUGCUGUUCUUCACGUGGCUGUCCUACCCAUGCCGGCAAGCACUGCUGAAGAUGCCGCCUGGAACGGCGCUGGCAUUCUAAGGAAUCAGAUCGUGUUCGCCGUCACCUGCGCAACCGCCGAUGUUUAUGUGGUCACAGUGCCAUUGACACCCCCUUCCCACGAGAGCAAGGCGAGGCCGGAACUGCGGAAGAGUUUGUUGGCAGGCAAUGCAGGCACGGGCGUUUGGGGAGAGACGCUGACUCUGCUGACGGGGCCGAGUCGUCCUUCCGGCGGACUUGCGCUGACGCUGGUGAAGCAAAAGUCGGGGUCACGGAGCAGAUCACUAGAACGCCCCGCGUCCCAAGCGGCGCCUGCUACCCGAGCAAUUGUUGCAGCACAUUCGCGUGAAGCUAGCGGCAUAUUGCGACUGUGGGAUGUCACCUUGGACGCGAAGCCCGGGGUCAUCAACCGCGUGGAGCCAUUUCAGACCGAAUACCUUCCGGCGCCGCUGACAAGCCUUACCUUCAAUCCGACGCACAUCACCCAACUUCUCGCCAUCACAUCCUCGCAAGCAGCCCGCAUCUACGAUUAUGCUACCGCCGCGCUCCCCUCCGACGACGCCUCCGAGGGCCCAUUCCCCACGCAAGGGUCAUGGCUGUUGUCGCUCUAUGCCCCUUUCGCUAGGGGGCCAUCAAUGUCGACCGCUCGGAAACCAAUAGUGGGCGCUGAGUGGAUUGCCCAUGGCCGCGCCGUUUUGGCCCUCCUCGCUGACGGCCAAUGGGGAAUUUGGGAUAUCGACGGCGCCAGCCCUUCGGCCAGCGGCUCCGGCGGUCUCUUCAGCAAGGCGAAUGCCGGACUGCGGGGCUCCGGAAUCACAACCUUUUGCGUUUCGGGGCAUCUGGAGGGGACCAGCCCACUUCGGAAUCCCGGGACCCAGAAGACGCCUGCCGCGCCGGGGUCAGCAGGCGAGUUUGUGCCCAUGACACCUCACACAAGGCGCGACGCCAUUGUCUCAGCCGUGAUGAGCGGGUCGGAGAGAUUGGCGACCGUGCGUGGCGGUGUCACUGUCGCCCAGCUCACGCCGCAAGGAACCGAUCCCGGUGAUGAGAGUGCUGUGCUCUGGCUGGGGGGAACCGAUCCUAUCGUCUCCGUCAUCCCCAUCAUCUCUCGAUUCUGGGACUCCCAACUGCGCCGUGCAGUCGGCGGCGGCGUCAACCUCUGGAGCGGCGCCCAGCCCACCCGCAUGCUCCGCCUCACGGACCUCGGAGCAGGGCUGCUUGGCGAGCGGUGCACCGGUGCAGCUGCUAUUCCUAAAGUCAGCGGGAUGUCCACCACCAACCACAGCUCCUCCACAGCAAGGGAGAGCACCGGCCCAAGCCACGCCGAGGGGCUACCCGUGGAGGUCCUCCUCCAAGGCGAGAGCCGCCUCGUAGUCGUUCACGAGAGCGAAGACACCGGCUCGCUCACCAACCGCCUCCUCGGCGCGCGCAAGAAGCCCCGCGCCGACCUCGGCCCAACCAGGGCUAUCCUAGCCUACCCACCACCAGAGAGGACGACCAGCGCCAAUGUGUCGUUCAACCUCAGCAUCGCGCCGCAGCGCCAAACCGGCGGUCUGUUCCGGCCCCGCCCGCAUCCGUCUGUGGGUGGGUCGUUCGAACAGUCCAUGGAGGUGCUGCCGUCGACCGAGUUGCCCGACGAGACGCAGUCAGCACCGUCGAGCCAGCAGGGCCUGAUGUUUAUCAACGACCUCGACUAUGCCGCCGACCAACCCGAUGAUGAGUUUGAGGUGGCGGGCCGCGAUAUCGAGCAGGAGCUGAUGGAUAUCAUGGAUAUCGACCGCGAGCUGGAGCAGCUGGAGCACGAGCGCGAGAAGGGGACGAAGAGGGUUUUCUUUGAGGGGGAUUAG